CACACGCGCGCACGCGCGCGCGCGUUCACACGAACACGUCUCUCACUCUUGCAUGCUCUCUCCCUCCCCGGCCCGCUGUCAGUGUCACUCUGUAGUGGAGAUGUGGAGCGUCCUUCUGUCCCUCUGUUUCUUUCUCCGACCCAAUUCAGCUGAGGAAGUGAUGCUGCUGGACACAACGGAGUCGACCACCGAACUGGGCUGGACCACCUACCCGGACACAGGGUGGGACGAAGUGAGCAUCCUGGACGACCGCGGGAGGCUCAUCCGGACGUUUGAGGUGUGCAACAUCAACCAGAAUUCUCGCACGAAGGACAACUGGUUGGCCACGCCCUUCCUGGUCCGCCACUCCGCCCCGCGGGUCUUUGUCACACUGCGCUUCUCCGUGCGGGACUGCGCCAGCCUGCGGAACCCGUCGCCCACCUGCCGGGAGACGCUCACCUUGUACUACAAGCAGGCCGACAGCCAGCGGGAACUGGAGAGGACUUGGGCACCUGAGCCUUCGAGCGGUGAGAAGGAGAGCAGGGAAGGCUGGGUGAAGAUCGAUACCAUCGCCGCCGAUAAGAGUUUUUCCAAGGUGGAGCCCAGUUCGCCACAUCAGUACCAACCCAACCGAUACAGCCGCAUCAACAUCAAGACACGCAGCUUCGCACCGCUUACACGCAAUGGAUUCGUCCUGGCCAUCGUGGACAGCGGCGCCUGCGUUUCCCUCAUGGGCGUGUCGGUCUUCUACCGCCGCUGUCCCGCCACCAGCCUCUACUUGGCGUCCUACCCGGCCACCCCCUCCGGUGCGGAGCCCACGGCUCUGGUGCCCGUGGCCGGCGCGUGCGUGGCCCACAGCCAGGCCCAAGUGGGCAGCGGGCCUCGCAUGCACUGCAACGCCGAGGGCGAGUGGAUGGUGCCGGUCGGAGGCUGCGUCUGCGACGAGGGCUAUGAAGCCAACCUGAAUGGAUCUGCCUGCUUGGCCUGCCCCGUGGGCUACUUCAAGCCCGCUUCAGGCUCCGCCCCCUGCUCGGUGUGCCCGGCCAACAGCCGCACCAGCCGAGAGGGCUCCAGCGUGUGCGAAUGUCGCAGCAGCUUUUACCGGGCGCCCGCCGAUGCCAACUCAUCUGCCUGCACAACUCCUCCCUCCGCUCCGGUGUCGUUGUCUUGGGAGUACGAAAGCGGCGACGGCGGGGUGUCUCUACGCUGGCGCCCUCCGGUGGACAUGGGAGGCCGCAGCGAAGUGUGGUACGGCGUGGUGUGUCGCAUCUGCCCCUCGCCCGCCAUCGCCAACCCGGCCGCGUGCUCCUGGUGCGGCGAGGGCGUCGCCUUCAGUCCCGUCCAGACCAACCUCAAACAAACCAGCGUGACCCUCGGCAACCUGCUCACCAGAGUCACGUAUCUCAUACAGGUGCAAGCCUUGAAUGAAGUGUCUGCGCUGAGCCCUUUCCCAGCUCGUUACGCAAGCAUCAAUUUUACCACCAGCCAGUCAGUUCCCAGUACGGUUCCCAUGAUGCACCAGCUGAGCCGUGCCCCGGACUCCAUCACGUUGUCGUGGCCGCAGCCCGACAGACCCAACGGGGACAUCCUGGAGUACCAGCUCAGAUAUUUUGAUAAGGUACCAGCAGAGGUGGCGCUUAGUUUGUGA
Molecule: messenger RNA, 1627 nt
Organism: Hippocampus zosterae (dwarf seahorse)
Lineage: Eukaryota; Metazoa; Chordata; Actinopteri; Syngnathiformes; Syngnathidae
Product: ephrin type-B receptor 5-like
Exons: 10
Coding region: 53-1627 (524 amino acids)
Biological process (GO): protein phosphorylation; axon guidance; cell surface receptor protein tyrosine kinase signaling pathway
Cellular component (GO): neuron projection; membrane
Molecular function (GO): transmembrane-ephrin receptor activity; ATP binding; protein binding
Source: RefSeq, a predicted model, not a curated record